Molecule: messenger RNA, 3179 nt
Organism: Diuraphis noxia (Russian wheat aphid)
Lineage: Eukaryota; Metazoa; Arthropoda; Insecta; Hemiptera; Aphididae
Product: (E3-independent) E2 ubiquitin-conjugating enzyme UBE2O-like
Molecular function (GO): ubiquitin conjugating enzyme activity
Source: RefSeq, a predicted model, not a curated record
UUAAGAAUUUUUAUAUAUUUAAGUAAUUAAGUCGCAUGUUUCUAACUUUUAUUGUUUAAAAUUUAUUACAUACAUUGUGCGUUGAUAUAAGCCGGUGUAUGUAUUUUCACCCAACCAGCUUUUAUUUUUACAUAUUAUAAAGUGUAAUAAAAUAAUGGAGAAAGAUGAUGAAAAGUUCUUUUAUGAAGAUGAAGUGGCCAUGGUAUCUUCAAAAACGGGUCUAGUCAAGUAUGGUUUGGUUUUAACGACGAACAGAUCACGAUCAGAAACAGAGCUGAAAAAGAGCUCAUAUAAAAAUCAUAAUGAGAUCAAAGUGAUCUGGCAUCCAAAUGGGACUGAAGAAAUUAUCUCAGAUGAUAAAGUUGUGUUAAUGGAUCGAUCAUUAAUGCCUGGAGAUGUAGUACGUAAAGUUAGUGAAGGCAAACCAAGUCAAUUUGGAUAUUGUGAAAAUAUUGAUAUAUACGCCACAGUUAAAAUUCUUAAUACCAACAAAAUAAUAGAAAAUAUCAAUUCCCGAAACUUUACUCACACAAAAACUAAAGCUGGACUAAAAACUAUUGAUUUAUUCGAGUCAUGUUCUAUUCAAGUGGGAGACACACAUUGGUAUACAAUUAAAGAUUCCGAUAAUUUGAUGACGUUGAAACAGUGGCGAUCUAAAUGCACAGAAGCUUUUAAUAUUGGUCCAGGUUCAAUACAUAAUAAAAUUAAUAAAGAGAAGCACAACAACAAACUUUUAGUUACCAAAUACCAAUCAAAAAGUACACAUCCUGUUGAGUUGGAUUCUAUAAAUAGAGAUGAUUUAUUAAGCAAUAGUUGUGUACGUACAUUAAAAUCAAACAGACUAAAGAGGAACCGUAUGUGGAAAUCAUUAAUUAAAAAAAGUAAACAUUUCAAUAUACCCAAAAUAAAAACUAAACCAAAUUCCAAAGUUGUAGUUGAGAUUUGCUACACUAAGUCUGUGGUAGAUGUUAUAUGGCAGGAUGGUACUAGAGAAACGGGAGUUUCGUCCACUGAGCUCUACCCAGUACAAACUCUUGAUGAUCUUGAGUUUUUCCCUGGCGAUUUUGUUACAGAAAAAAAUCCUGCAUCUGAUGUUUAUGGUGUUGUAGAAUCUGUAGACCACGCAGAACGCACAGCUCAUAUACAGUGGUUUAAAGUUUAUCCUGAAAAUCCAUCUUUACCAAAUCCUAUUGAAAAGACUUAUUUUAGUGUAUAUGACUUGCGUGAUCAUCCUGAUUUCCAUUUUAAAUCUGGUUGUCUUAUUAUACAUAUUAAUCCUGAUACAAAUCCAGAUUUAAAUACUUUAACUGCUGGACAAGUAUUAAGUGCAGGUCCUGAUGGAAGGAUCUUAGUGAUGUGGGUUAAUGGUGAAAAAACCGAAUGUUGGCCUCAAGAAUUAUUUGUUGUCAAACUAAAUGAUGAUGGAUUCAGUUUUCAAGAUGAAGAAUAUGAGGAUGAUGAUGAUGCACCUCUUGCUGUUGAAGAUGACUUAUCGGAAGAUUGGAUGUCUGUUACCAGUCCUGGAUCAUCUAAUAGAAGUUAUGAUCCAAAAGAUGAAGAGCAGAAAUAUGCAAAACUAUUAAUCCAAUUACUCAAACAAUCUGCUACCAGUAUAAAUUUAUUUUUAGAUGCUGUUCAACAAAAUUGUGACUUAGAUAAAGUUCUUAAAUUAAAAAAAGCUUUGGAACAAUAUAGGUUAGGAUUUAACGUUAGUUCGUUUUUGCCAACUUCAGAAUAUAAAGAAAUAGAAUCAUGGUACAAGGAUCUCAUGGAUAAUAUCUCAAAAUUAAUAAACAAAAUAAUCUCAAGAAUAGAUAAUAAAGAGAAAGAAAAAGGAGAAAUAGUUGAAGAAGAAGAAUCAUCAUAUGAGACUUUAAUUAAAGACAGUGUAACUAAACUUAAACAGGUUGUGUCAGAUUUCAUAAAAAAAGUUAAUCUUAUUUUUAAUGAAUCAUAUCGUUCCAAGUAUGGAAUAAUAUCAAAAAAUUGUGAUACGAAAAACCAAAAUGAACACGAUGACACUGGUAUUGAAAUAAUGGACAUUACUGAGCCAAAAUCAGUACCUCCAGUAAUUGAACCUAAUCCUGGUGAAUGUCGUUUUAUUAAAUUGGAGACAGGACCAGUAUGUGAAGUCAUAACCAAACCAGAAGAAGCUGGAGUUUUUGAUGUGGUAGAAACGCUUAUGGAUAAUUCACACAAAUACAUCAAUGACAAAGAAAAUUUACAUUCAUCAUUACCAAAAGUUAUUGCCAAAGACAUCCAAGUACUUCAAAAAAGUUUACCAGCAGGAAUUUGGGUGAAAACUUUUGAAAAUCGUGUGGAUUUGUUUUCUAUAAUGAUUAGAGGACCAGAAAAAACUCCUUAUGCUGGUGGUUUAUUUCUAUUUGAUGUCAAAAUUCCACCCACAUAUCCAUUCCAACCUCCACUCUGUCAUUAUUAUAGUUAUUGUGAUGACCGGUUAAAUCCAAAUCUGUAUGAAGAUGGAAAAGUAUGCCUUAGUCUUUUGGGUACUUGGUMUGGUCAUGGAGUCGAAUUAUGGUGUCCUAAUGAUUCAAAUUUAUUACAGCUUCUAGUAUCAAUACAAGGACUGAUUUUGGUGAGUGAACCGUAUUAUAAUGAGGCUGGAUUUGAUUCUCAGCGAGGUCAAAAGCUUGCAAAAGAAAACUCUCGUGUUUACAACGAAAUGGCUUUGAUCAAAGUAGUGCAGUCAAUGACAAAUAUGUUAAAUAUGAAUAAUUCAGGCGUUAAAAAUACAGGGUAUUUUAAAGAAGAAAUACUGGAACAUGUAAAAAUUCAUGGUCCAAAGUUAAUCAAUACAAUUGAAAAUUGGAUUAAAAUGUCUGAAAAAGAAUUAACUGAAGAUGAAAAACUUGUUCCUGGAUAUCCAUUACUACCACUUUCCAAGGGUUUUUGCCUAUCAAUCAUCAAAGCACUAAAAGAUUACAAAGAAGUAUUGAUUUCCAUGAAUAUCAUGUUUGAAUAGUCAUUAGUAACUUUCAAUUGUUUUAUUCUGUUCAAAGAAAAACAUAUAUAAACAUUAAAUUUAUUGUUUCUAUAAACUAUUAAAUGUAUUUAUUCUUUAUCUUUAACUUCUCUAGCUUUCAAUAUAUUUAAUUUAUCUAAAGCUAUAUUAUCUGUUAUUCACCAACUACUCAUAUUUAGACGAGAAAACAAAUAUG